Trichomycterus rosablanca is the source of this 1472-nucleotide messenger RNA. It is a transcript of the gene lrrc42, whose product is annotated as leucine rich repeat containing 42. Lineage: Eukaryota; Metazoa; Chordata; Actinopteri; Siluriformes; Trichomycteridae. The record is from RefSeq and is a predicted model, not a curated record. Gene Ontology annotation, molecular function: protein binding. The coding region runs from base 1 to 1251 and encodes 416 amino acids. The transcript has 7 exons.
AUGUUCUGGGAUGAGGGCUGUGACUUUGGGAGGGUGUAUGUUCGGGAGGAAGGAGCCCUGCGCUGUGUGAACACUCCAGCACAGGGGGAGAAUCGGAAUCGUAAGAAUCGGUUCCUCUGGAGGGAUGUGAAUCAGGAGAAGUUGAUCCAGACUGACAGCGGGAAUCUGGAGAAUCGGUUCAUUUGCAGCUAUAACAGUGCCGGUGAUCUGCGCUACACACCCAGACCGCUGCUCGAUAUAUCGAUAGACUUUAUCGCCGGUAAUAUCGAGCAUGUGGAGUCUCUGGUGGGGUUUCCUGAGCAGAUGGCGGAGAGGUUCUUCAGGUGUGCAGAACAGAAGCAGAAGUUUUUAGAUCCCGGAUGUUCGGUCAGAUCGUUACAGGUGUUCAGUGAGUCUUAUGGAGGACUGGUGCUCAGAUCCCUCUGUCUCAGAGAGAGGUGUCUCCUGCUGUCGGAGCGAUGGGAGGAGAUUCAGGUGUUUCAUGGUCUGGAGACUUUAGAUCUUCAGGGCUGCAGAUUGGGAGACGGUCACAACUUGUUCACCCACCUGACAUCAGACGCGUGUUCCAGACUCGUCAGGCUGUUUUUGGGAGAGAACCGUUUAUCAGAUGAAGGGUUACAGAGACUGACCGCGCCCGUCCGUGUGAUGAGGAGGGGCCUGGAGAACCUGCAGCACUUGGACCUGUCCAGUAACCCACUGACGGAGAGGGGGCUGAGAUAUUUAACCUGCUUCCAGAAACUCCGAGAGCUGAACAUCUCAGACACCAACGUCAAGCUGGACGCAUCACUGGAGGCUUUCUUCAGGAGGAAGAUGGCGAUGGUGCUCUCGGUGUCACCGCUGCAGACCUUCAGUCACUCGCGGUGUGGAACCGAGGGCUGGGCAGAGCAGGUUAUAAAUCAGUGGGAACUAAAAGCUGCAGAAGCUCCCAAAAAGAUCCAGAUCCCCAAAACCAACGCGCUCCGAUUCUAUGGCAGAGAGAAGUUUGUGAAGGAGAACGUCCACGCCGCGUCUAACCAUCCCGUGACCGAAGAGAAGAAGACGAGUCCGAUCCUUCACUUCCAUAAGCCGGACCAUCACACGUCCUCACGGCGAGAGGAACCCGGCACAAAUCCCCACAGUCACCAGAACGUUUCCACCAGCACCAAGAGGAAACUCGGCACACGACACGAGGACGACGUUGAUCCGGGGCCGCCGACCAAACGAGGCGUGGCUUUAUCAGCUCAGGACCUGGAGCUGCUCAACAGUUACUGACCUUCUCCUGGACCCUCACACUUGUCUGUCUGGAGUCUAGAUCUUUCUAGACCCAUUUUUACCUUCUGGAUGGACUGGAUGAUAGGAACAUUGAUGUUUUUGGGGGGUACGGUGGGUACCGUGUGGUGUUGGUGCUUCCAAACUGUGAAGUAUUUCUCUACCACUUGUUCCACUUUGCUUUGUUUAUAUUUUUUAAUCAAUGCUGAAUAAAUAAAGAAAGA